Molecule: messenger RNA, 2086 nt
Organism: Xiphophorus maculatus (southern platyfish)
Lineage: Eukaryota; Metazoa; Chordata; Actinopteri; Cyprinodontiformes; Poeciliidae
Exons: 8
Coding region: 93-1775 (560 amino acids)
Source: RefSeq, a predicted model, not a curated record
UUCUGUUCUCAGGUUGAUUACUAACAGGAACCAUUUUACACCAUUCUGGGUAGCUUGCCUGCACAAAGUAGAGUGGCAGCUCCUGGGGAGAUAUGAAAGCUGUGGUUGGACUGUUGAUUGUGCUCCUGGAAGUAUCUCACGCAGCUGAAAAGUACUGUGAUGCCAGACAGACGGGAGCUCACUGCUAUGGCGCGUUGGGAGGAACUGUGGCCUUCAAGCUGAUGGAAGAGACCUCAGAAAAACACAGAUUCAAUUUGAAGAAGGAAGCAUCAAUGAAGAAUGAGUCAACCCAAAAUAUUCUUGUUGUCAAGAGCAAUACGCUUAUUUCCAAUACCAUGAGCAGCAGAUCUGUCUUUAUUCUUAAUAAAGGAACAUUCGAAAUCAAUAACCUGAGCAGAAGUGACAGUGGUAAAUAUAUGCUUGAGAUUUUUGAUUCAGAUGGGAAAAGAAAAGAAAAUAAGACUCUACAGCUGAAUGUUCAAGCUCCUGUGUCGUCUGUGCGUAUGAUCUUGGACUGUGUGGCUCAGGGGUUGUUAAAGGUGUCCUGUGUCUGUGAGGGUGGGGACGGUCCUCAGUACUCCUGGAUUCUGAAUGGACAACCAACCAGAGACACAGAGAUCCUGAGAAGAAAUCCUGUGAAUAACAUCAUUAUUCUGAAACAAAACAUGCCAGGAAACCUGACCUGCUCAGUUUGGAAUAACAUCAGCCAUGUCUCAAAAGGGGAGAGGAUAUCUCUUUGUGAAGAAAAAACUCAUGAAACUCAAUGUAACAUCCAAGAAGACGAAGCUAAGUGUUAUGGAGCUUUGGGAGGAACGGUGGUCAUUCAACUGAUGAACAACACUUCACAAACCCCCAAAUACGAAUGGAAAAAUAGAACAACAACAAUCCUAAGAGGGAGAUGGAACAGUUUUGCUCCAAAUGACACUGAGGGCAGAAAUAUCUUUAUUCCCCGGUAUGGUACAUUCAGCAUCAUGAAUCUCAGCAGAGCUGACAGUGGUGACUACUCUUUGGAAACGUUCGAUUCAGAUGGACGACAAAUAGAAAAGAGGAAUCUUCAGCUAAUUGUUGAAGCCCCUGUGUCCUCCAUCAAUAUAGUGUCUGAGUGUUUGUCUCAGGGACAGAUGAAGGUGUCCUGUCACUCAGAGGCAGGUGAUAGUCUGCAAUACAACUGGACUCUGGAUGGACACAUACUGACAAACUCAGAGUUAUUAGAAAAUGAGACUGACGUCAUUGUUCUGAGGCCGAAUAUCUCAGGACGUCUGGUCUGCUCAGUCUGGAAUCGGUUCAGUUCUCUCUCGACAGAGAAAACCAUAUCUACAUGUGGGUUCAUUUUCAUUAACUGCACUUACAAUGGGACGCAGAUAUCUGAGUGGGUGUUGGCAGAAGGUAACACCCUUUGUGUUGAAGCAGUUGCAUACAGUGUUGAAGGCUUGUUGGCAGUAUUGGCUGGUGUAUUCUUAGCACUGGUAUUUCUCUUAGUUCUUGGAAUACAAGUCAUCUGCACCCAUAAGAAAAAACAUACUUUCAAAGUGGAGAAAGACAACAGCGAACCUAUCUAUGCUGAAGUCAGGAUUGUGGCACAACAGGAGAGGCAAACAGAGGAAAGUGUGGAAGAAGAAGUGGAGGUCAAACAAGUGACCCUUUCAGAGAGGCAAACGGAGGAAAGUGUGGAAGAAGAAGUGGAGGUCAAACAAGUGACCCUUUCAGAACUUCCUCUGCAGGCGGAGGUAUCGGCAGUAGCUCCUAUCUAUGCACAAGUCCGUAAAGUUAGGUGACCUGAGUUACUGUGGUCUCCUUUACAAAGUGUACAUUAUUGAAAUCAGGUGGAUGGGACAAAGUAAGGAUGCCAGAAUGUCUCAAACUUUCAAUUAAUGUGGUUUACUUUUCAAAACGCAGUUAAGUUUGAUGCUUGUUUUACUUUUCUCAGCUUGUGGGGUUUGCCUAAGCUGAAAAUACACUAAGACAUUUUCUAGUCUGUUCACAAAACCUUUUAAUGUUUUAUGGCAUUUUUGUAAUCAGGCAAACAUUGGGAUCAUUUUUAUGCUCUACAUGUAUUUAAAAAUCCCUGCAAAAUUUGACUACAUGG